UGGAAGUCCCGCCCCUUUGCUCAUCAGGCGGUCCUGCGCAGCGUUAUUUUGCUGAAUGGCACUUUAACAUCCAGGAAUUUAAAAAAUACAACAAUGAGCGGCCGGAUUAUGCACGCGGCUCGAUGCCCAACAGAGGAGCUGUCGUUGACUAACUGUGCCGUUAUCAGUGAGAAGGAACAACAGUUUGAGCAACAUGUGACUGUACGCAAUUUAACCCACAAGUACGUGUUCACCUUGAAGACACAUUCAAGUGUUGUUCCCGGAACCAUCGCUUUCAGUCUGCCACAGAGGAAAUGGGCAGGACUGUCGAUUGGCCAGGAGGUUGAAGUAACCAACUACAAGUUUGACAAAUCCAAACAGUGUGUCAGUACCAUGACAGUAGAAAUAGACUUCCUGCAGAAGAAGAAUGCGGACAGCAACGCUUAUGAUUCAGACAAGAUGGCCACGCAGUUCAUCCAGCACUUCAACAACCAGGCCUUCAGUGCUGGCCAGCAGCUGGUGUUUAGCUUCUGUGAUAAGCUGUUUAACGUGGUGAUAAAAGACAUCGAGGCCAUGGACCCCAGCAUCCUUAAGGGUGAACAUACAAGUGGGAAGAAGCAGAAGAUUACCAUUAGUUUGUUGCUGGGAAACAGCCAGGUGAUUUUUGAGAAAGCUGAGAGCUCAUCGAUGACUCUGAUUGGCAAAGCAAAGACCAGAGAAUCACGUCAGUCCAUCAUCAGCCCAGACUGGAACUUUGAGAGGAUGGGUAUCGGCGGCUUAAAGGAGUUUUCGGACAUCUUCCGCAGAGCGUUCGCCUCCAGAGUCUUUCCUACAGACAUAGUUGAACAGAUGGGCUGUAAGCAUGUGAAGGGAAUCCUGUUGUACGGACCCCCAGGAUGUGGUAAAACCCUGAUGGCACGACAAAUUGGCAAAAUGCUUAAUGCCCGGGAGCCAAAGAUUGUCAAUGGCCCAGAGAUUCUCAACAAGUACGUCGGGGAGUCUGAGGCCAACAUCAGGAAAUUGUUUGCAGAUGCAGAGGAGGAACAGAAGAAGCUUGGCGCCAACAGCGGCCUUCAUAUUAUAAUAUUUGAUGAGAUUGAUGCGAUCUGUAAGCAGCGUGGCAGUCUGGCUGGAAGCACCGGAGUUCACGACACUGUAGUCAACCAGCUGCUGUCCAAGAUAGAUGGAGUGGAGCAGCUCAACAACAUCCUAGUCAUAGGUAUGACCAACAGGCCCGAUCUGAUAGAUGAGGCCUUGCUGAGACCAGGUAGACUGGAGGUGAAGAUGGAGAUUGGGCUACCUGAUGAAAAAGGACGCGUGCAGAUCCUCAAUAUUCACACUGCAAAGAUGCGUCAGUUUAAACUGUUGGCCAAGGACGUGGACAUUCAGGAGUUGGCAGUGGAGACCAAGAACUUCAGCGGGGCCGAGCUCGAGGGCCUGGUCAGGGCUGCACAGUCCACUGCCAUGAACAGACAUAUUAAGGCCAGUAACACAGUGCAGGUAGAUCUAGAGACGGCAGAGAAGAUGCAGGUCAGCAGACAUGACUUCUUGGCGUCACUCAACAACGACAUUAAGCCUGCAUUUGGUACCAACCAGGAGGACUAUGCCAGCUACAUAAUGAACGGCAUAAUCCGAUGGGGCGACCCAGUGUCAGCAGUGCUGGAGGACGGGGAACUGCUGGUGCAGCAGACAAAGAACAGUGACCGUACACCACUGGUUUCUGUGCUGCUGGAAGGUCCACCUAACAGUGGAAAGACAGCACUCGCAGCUAAGAUCUCUGAAGAAUCCCAGUUCCCCUUUAUCAAGAUCUGCUCCCCUGACAAGAUGAUCGGACACUCAGAGAUUGCCAAAUGUCAAGCUAUUAAAAAGAUAUUUGAUGAUGCCUACAAGUCCCAGUUGAGCUGCGUGGUUGUAGAUGACAUCGAACGGUUGUUGGACUACGUCCCCAUUGGCCCUCGUUUCUCCAACCUGGUGCUCCAAGCGUUACUGGUUCUACUGAAGAAGCCCCCUCCAAAGGGUCGUAAGCUGCUGAUCAUCGGCACCACGAGUCGUAAAGACGUGCUUCAGGAAAUGGAGAUGCUCGAUGCUUUCAGCACCACCAUCCACAUUCCCAACAUUUCAAGUGGGGAGCAGCUGGUUGAAGCCCUGGAGUUGCUGGGCAGUUUCCAGGAGAAAGAGAGAGCCAGGAUAGCUAAGGCUGUGAAGGGCCAAACCCUGUGGAUUGGUAUAAAAAAGCUGCUAAUGAUCAUUGAAAUGGCUGCACAGAUGGAUCCUGAAUAUAGAGUUAGCAAGUUUCUGAGUCUGCUGAAGGAUGAAGGAGCACUGGGUUCUAAUAAGCUUAUGGUGAUGUAGAGUGGGCGGAGCCAUAUAGCAGCAAAGAGGCUUCCUUCGAUGGUAAGACUGGUCCCCAGCAGGUUAUUUGGUCACAUUUUCUCCUCACGUUUCCUGUCACGAGCGAGCUGAGAAAUCAACAUUCUGCAAACUCAGUUCGGUUUAACGAAAUAGAAACUUUAGUUUUUUUUUUCUUGGAAUCUAAUGGCAGUUAUACUAACAAAUGUCAUGCCAGGAAUUAUGUUAUAGAAAAUGACAAAAAUUCAAAGAAUACUAAAAGAAAUCAGUUCACUAGAGAAAUGACUUCAAAUAAAAAUUAAUUUGACUGUAUCAAGAAACUAUAACAUCAAACAUUGAAAUAGUUUUGUUGGUGUAUGAUUAAAAUUUUUUUUGACAACAUAAAGAUACAUAGCUAACUUAUUUAAAACAUGCCUCAGAGGAAGCAGCUACACAACCUGAUGAAAGCUUUUUGACUUGCAGCGAGACUUUUGCUUUUCAUCACAGAUUUAUGGUAUAGUCGGCACAAUGUGCGACUAAAACUACACGGACUAGACGGGGGCUCUCUUGGGGCAGCGUCUCUCCUUUGCCUGCCUGUCUCUUCUCACUUUUGUGUCUCUUCACUCAGUUGCUGAGGAACAGCAGUCUGAAAGAGGCUGGCAGGAGGACGCAAACCAGAUAGUUUUCAUCUGUCUGCAUCCUUCUUUCCAUCCCAGAAGCUUCAGGCUUCGGUCUGUACCGCAGCUUCAGACAACCUCAUCCUCUGUGUGAAAAUAAAAUAAGCAGUGUUUUGAGGUACCUGGACAUCAAAGUGUGUUAACAUUUGGUUCCAUUUUUUUAAAUGUUUGUUUAAAAUCAGAGUUGAUAGAGAUGGACUUCAGACUGGAGAUGAAACAUGAUGAGCACGCAUGCAUUCAGUAACACUAAAUAUAUGAUGCCAUUUCUUAAUAUCAACCUUACCUGCUUGCAUAGACUAUACCUGAUGGUGAUGCAGAAAUGUUCAUGUUUAAUUUCACAAAA
Messenger RNA from Thalassophryne amazonica, 3327 nucleotides. Its product is annotated as vesicle-fusing ATPase-like. Gene Ontology annotation, molecular function: ATP hydrolysis activity; ATP binding. Gene Ontology annotation, cellular component: Golgi stack. Gene Ontology annotation, biological process: SNARE complex disassembly; intra-Golgi vesicle-mediated transport; Golgi to plasma membrane protein transport. The record is from RefSeq and is a predicted model, not a curated record. Lineage: Eukaryota; Metazoa; Chordata; Actinopteri; Batrachoidiformes; Batrachoididae.